Molecule: messenger RNA, 2557 nt
Organism: Pungitius pungitius (ninespine stickleback)
Lineage: Eukaryota; Metazoa; Chordata; Actinopteri; Perciformes; Gasterosteidae
Gene: ndrg1a
Product: N-myc downstream regulated 1a
Exons: 16
Coding region: 172-1368 (398 amino acids)
Biological process (GO): signal transduction
Cellular component (GO): cytoplasm
Source: RefSeq, a predicted model, not a curated record
AUAAAAAUCCCUCAAACAUCCGCCUUGAGCCGCACGUUGUAAACAAAGCAACACUUCUGCCUCUGCCUCAAGUUUUUUGUGGAGUUUUUUUGUUUUGGGAAGUUCCCAUCUCCGGAGUGUUGAUCUCAGGAAAUUUGCGCACAAAAUCCAGAGGCUCUGCAGCUCUUUGAAAUGGAUGACAUCCAAGUCGUUGAGUCCAAACCCCUGCUGGUUGACAGGGAACUGCCGGGCUUGAGAGAGGCUGUGCUGCAGCUUGUCAUCAAGGAGACCGAUGUGGAGACUCCUUUUGGAAGGAUCCACUGUACAAUGAAGGGGGUCCCAAAGGGGGACCGACCAGUCAUCUUGACCUUCCAUGACAUCGGACUGAACCACAAAACCUGCUGGGACACGCUCUUCAACCAUGAGGACAUGUCUGAGAUCAUGCAGCACUUUGCCGUGUGCCACGUUGACGCCCCCGGGCAGCAUGAGGGAGCAAACACCUUUUCCACUGGAUACGAGUACCCUUCUAUGGACCAACUGCCUGAGACGCUCCCGCUGGUGUUGAAGCACUUUGGGCUGAAGAGUGUUCUAGGAAUAGGCAUCGGCGCCGGGUCCUACAUUCUGACCAGGUUCGCUCUUGACUUCCCGGACAUGGUAGAGGGACUGAUGCUCAUAAACAUCAACCCAUGUGCUGAGGGAUGGAUGGACUGGGCUGCACACAAGAUCAGUGGCUGGACCCAUGCCAUGCCUGACAUGAUCAUCACCCACCUCUUUGGAAAGGAGGAGAUCAACCACAACCAUGACCUGAUCGGAACAUACCGUCACCACAUCACAAAUGAUAUGAACCAGUUUAACCUGCAUCUGUUCAUCAAGUCCUACGAGAGUCGGAGGGAUCUGGAAAUCGAGAGGCCGAUCCCUGGAGGCAUCUUCAGAACCCUCAAGUGCCCUUCGCUGCUGGUGGUUGGCGACACCUCUCCUGCUGUGGAGGCCGUGGUUGAGUGCAACACCAAGCUGGACCCAACAAAGACUACCCUGCUAAAGAUGGCGGACUGUGGAGGCAUGCCUCAGGUUGACCAGCCAGCCAAACUGACAGAAGCGUUCAAGUACUUCAUUCAGGGCAUGGGAUACAUGCCCUCUGCCAGCAUGACCCGCCUGGUCCGCUCCCGCACGGCCUCCGGCUCCAGCGUCGCCUCCUUCGAGGGGAACCGCUCCCGCUCUCACACACACGAGGGGAACCGCUCUCGCUCUCACACCAACGAGGGCAACCGCAGCCGCAGCCAGACGACGGAGAACCAGCGCGGCCGCUCGCACACGGGCGGCUCCAUGGACGGCACGGCCAACAGCGGCGUGGACCAAGCCGUGCCCAAGUCGACCGAGGUGUCCUGUUAAGUGAACCGCUCGGGGUUCCUUUCGGAUUUCGCUGCGCUGCCUCUAGUUCGACACACACACACACACUUACGGCCCUCUGCGCGCACACACACACAGCGAUGUGGAAAGGUGCAGUAAGAUGGCAUUCCCAGUAAUUUAGAAAAGUAGGCUAUUCAGUGCAGGUGAGAUGCGCCGAUUUUAAGAUGGAAUUGCUUUUGAGUGGGAGGUCGGGGGUUAACUGUGUGCUCGUUUUGCUCCUUGGUUGUGUGUGUGUAGUUAGGAGCACGGCAGCAUCUUGGGCCACCAGAGUAGAGAAUGUUGGAGAAAGUUGUGGCAAAGAGUACACCAGCUUGUACAUGUAUCUCAUGCUUAUUAAAAAUGUUAAAAUUUCCAUUUCUGCAUUCCCGCAUCCCAUUUUUACCAAAUUGACACAGCUGUCUCUAAUAUAGCUGACUGUAAAUGACUUGUGUUCUCACUGUAAUUGUUUAAUCAUUUGUUUUUUAUUUUACAUGUUUGAAAUGUUGUCGUUUGCACGUGGGAGCAGAAUUAUAGAAUAUGGAGGCACUUGAUUGAUUAAAAGAUUUUCUCACAAACUGUAAUGGACCUUUGAAAAUCAAAGGACACACAUCACAUAUUUCAUUUUUAUACUACAAAUAAUUGUGUUCCACAAUGCAAAUAUAUCAUUUUCACAAACAUUUUUUUUGUUACACAAUGAUACGACUAUUCAUACUCUUAAAAAGAAUAACAUGAUUCUUUUUAGUACAUUCCAAUAAGGCUGUUUGCUUUGUCAUGAAUAUAAAAAAAACAAUUCCAACGCUUUUUACAUUGUAUGCUUUAUUAAUGAAUCAUGUUUUGAGAUAUAAAUGUUUUUUUUCCCUUUAUGACAAUUCAAUGCAACUAAGCACAAUGGAACAAAGGUGUGCCAUAGAAAUGUUAUAUUUUUAUUUUAUUUUUAGAUGGGAUGCUCCUACUUGCUUGUGGAUUUUUGGGUGAGUGACAUGAUGGUUCCACAUUAACAUGAGUAAAACCAUAGAACUUACCCGACACCGGCUCCCGUAUUUAGCCAUAUUUACCUUUGGAGAACACACAUACACAGCUUUGUAAAAGUGGGACGUACAACCGUCUAAUGCUCUAGAAAAGCAUUGAAGUGACAUAACAGUUUGUAUUUAUUUAAAAAAAAGCACAAUAAAAAACAAAACAUGUAACUGAA